AGUCAGCCCAAAAUGGGCAGCGGACAGUCACGCGCGACGCACUUUCAACCUCCUGCCAAGGAGGCUGAUGAUGAUGACGACGACUUUGGAGACGAACACCACAUCAGCAUAUCCAAUAAAAUGGUAGAGAGGCUGGUGGAAGAUGCAACCUUAGCAGGGGGCGCUGCAGCGGCCUCGGGCGCGGUGGUGACGUCACGGGGAGACUACAAGGAAAAGAUCUUCAUGGAGAAGCUCAAGUGCAUGGACGAGAACCAUUCUGAGAGAUGCGGGAUAACCGUAGAAGACAUAAACGCCACAGCCGCGCGCAUAGAGCUGCGCACAGCGAACAUGGUGAGCCCUGAGCCGGUGUGCGAGGAGUGCAAGGAGCAGGUCAUCGACUGCUACAUCGCUGCUGAGCGGCCGUCCGAUAUCAUACGCUGCUGGGACACCGUCGGUGCCUUCACAAAAUGCGUGCAAGAUGCGGCCACUACGCGUCUGCGUGCGCGCACGCAGAAGGAAGCUCGCGAGCACGCUCGCCGCGAACGCCACGUGGCUCACGCUCGCGAGCACGCGCUCAAGGACCUCGCACCGCCUCGAGAAGGCACGGUGCCUUGA
Ostrinia nubilalis (European corn borer) is the source of this 594-nucleotide messenger RNA. RefSeq lists its product as uncharacterized. The transcript is spliced from 4 exons. Lineage: Eukaryota; Metazoa; Arthropoda; Insecta; Lepidoptera; Crambidae. The record is from RefSeq and is a predicted model, not a curated record. Bases 13 to 594 code for a protein of 193 amino acids.